GCAAGAAAGGCAAGAUCAGUGGGCGGCAAGUACCAUUUUUUCUCUCGAUUUUGUACUCUGUCUUACCUUUCUAUCUCUCUCUCUGCCCCGUUUUUGCUUCAUCUUGCUUUUUCGUUCUUAUUCAGUCAAUCUAAUUGCAUUUCCUUCACUUUGCUUGCACUAGCUUGCUGUGCGAAGACUCCUGUGAUCACUUGGGAGUCUCUCUCUUUCUUUCUCCCUAGCUAAUCGUCUAUCUAUCAUCAUUUAUUUAAUUCAUUUAGUAGAUACCCUUUUUUUCAGUUUUGAGUUUAAGAAGUAAACCAAGAGUGGUUUUGAGGGUUGUAAUUAAGCAAUGGCUGCUGAUCCAAAACCAGAAGAGAUAAGUCACCCUCCAAUGGACCAACUUCAAGGGUUAGAGUAUUGUAUUGAUUCUAACCCAUCUUGGGGGGAGGCUGUAGCUUUGGGUUUUCAGCAUUAUAUUUUGGCUUUAGGAACUGCUGUUAUGAUCCCUUCAUUUCUUGUUCCUUUGAUGGGUGGUAAUCAUGGUGAUAAAGUGAGGGUGGUACAAACUCUACUUUUUGUUGAAGGGAUCAACACACUUCUUCAAACACUGUUUGGGACACGCUUACCGACCGUAAUCGGAGGAUCUUAUGCAUUCAUGGUCCCCAUUAUAUCAAUAAUUCAUGACCCUUCUUUGAUGAGAAUUCCUGAUGACCAUUUGAGAUUUCUUAGCACAAUGAGAGCAGUCCAAGGUGCUCUAAUAGUAUCAUCAAGCAUACAAAUAAUUCUGGGGUACAGUCAGUUAUGGGCCAUUUCUUCCAGAUUCUUCAGUCCACUUGGAAUGGUUCCAGUCAUUGCAUUAGUAGGUUUUGGCCUGUUUGAUAGAGGCUUCCCCGUGGCUGGACAGUGUGUAGAAAUUGGCUUUCCCAUGCUUAUCCUAUUCGUAAUCUGCUCCCAGUACUUGAAAAAUUUUCAGACAAAACAAGUGCCGAUACUGGAGCGGUUUGCUCUCCUUUUAUCGAUCACAGUGAUAUGGGCAUAUGCUCACCUCCUGACAGCCAGUGGUGCGUACAAACAUCGUCCAGAAAUUACCCAAAAAAACUGUCGAACUGAUCAAGCGUACCUCAUUUCUUCUGCUCCAUGGAUAAAGAUCCCAUAUCCUCGUCAAUGGGGUGCUCCCACCUUUGAUGCCGGCCAUUGUUUCGGAAUGAUGGCUGCUGUUUUUGUCUCACUGAUUGAGUCAACUGGAGCAUACAAAGCUGCGUCACGUCUAGCAAGCGCCACCCCACCUCCAGCUCAUGUUCUUAGCCGUGGUAUUGGCUGGCAGGGCAUUGGGAUCCUAUUGGAUGGAUUAUUUGGAACAAUGACAGGCUCAACGGUCUCUGUAGAAAACAUUGGGCUGCUUGGAAGCACUCGUGUUGGAAGCCGCAGGGUUAUUCAAAUCUCAGCUGGGUUUAUGAUAUUCUUCUCUGUAUUAGGAAAAUUUGGAGCUUUAUUUGCGUCAAUACCCUUCCCUAUAUUUGCUGCUGUCUACUGUGUGUUGUUCGGUCUUGUUGCUUCCGUGGGGCUGUCAUUUUUGCAAUUCACAAACAUGAACUCAAUGAGAAACCUUUUCAUCACUGGCGUUGCCUUCUUUCUCGGCUUGUCUGUCCCUGAAUACUUUAGAGAAUAUACCACCAAGGCCUAUCAUGGUCCCGCUCAUACUAGAGCUGGAUGGUUCAACGAUUUCCUCAACACUAUCUUCUUCUCAUCCCCAACUGUUGCACUGAUAGUCGCUGUUUUCUUAGACAACACACUUGACUACAAGGAAAGUGCCAGAGAUAGGGGAAUGCCAUGGUGGGUUAAGUUUCGGACAUUUAAAGGAGACAGCAGGAAUGAGGAAUUCUACACCCUUCCUUUCAACCUUGAUCGUUUCUUCCCUCCAUCUUGAGGUAACUUCAAUUCCAAAGAAGGAUGUUAGAGGAAAAACAUCAUUUCCAGUUCAAGGGGGGACCGGGGAUUACAACAACUAUAGCGAGGAGGAGUGAAACAAAGGAUCCAUUUGCUGGCAGAGAAUGACUCCUCUGCUUUCUCUUCUCUCGUUUUCAUUUGUUUUAUGUGUUUGACUUGGGUAGGUCAGGUUUAUUACAAUAAAUCUAAUUCAUUGUCCCUUGCAUUCAUCAGUUCAAUUCAUUAUUUUAUGAUCCA
Molecule: messenger RNA, 2166 nt
Organism: Populus euphratica (Euphrates poplar)
Lineage: Eukaryota; Viridiplantae; Streptophyta; Magnoliopsida; Malpighiales; Salicaceae
Product: nucleobase-ascorbate transporter 2-like
Exons: 13
Coding region: 332-1909 (525 amino acids)
Biological process (GO): transmembrane transport
Cellular component (GO): membrane
Molecular function (GO): transmembrane transporter activity
Source: RefSeq, a predicted model, not a curated record